Molecule: messenger RNA, 739 nt
Organism: Entamoeba histolytica HM-1:IMSS
Lineage: Eukaryota; Evosea; Mastigamoebida; Endamoebidae
Product: 40S ribosomal protein S7, putative
Exons: 1
Coding region: 1-591 (196 amino acids)
Biological process (GO): translation; ribosomal small subunit biogenesis; rRNA processing
Cellular component (GO): ribosome; cytosolic small ribosomal subunit; 90S preribosome
Molecular function (GO): structural constituent of ribosome
Source: RefSeq, a predicted model, not a curated record
AUGUCUGGCAAGAUGACUGCUAAAUCCCAAGUUGCUACUCAAGUCGUUGUUAAAAAACCAGGAUUCGAUGCUUAUUCAAAAUUAGUUAAAGAAGCUGUUGCUGGAAUUCCAGAACUCAAAGGACUUAAAGUUAUUAGUGCUAAGAAAGUUACUAUUAGCAAAGAUAAAAAGGCUACUGUUAUUUUUGUUCCAUUGAGAAUGAUGAGAAUUUGCAGAGCUUCAUUCGAAAAAGUUAUUGAAGCACUUGAAAAGAAACUUAAUGGAUCAGUCUUUAUCAUUGGUAAAAGAGUUGUUGCACACACUAAGAAAACUGGACAAUCAGGAAAAACUGAUUACAAACCAAGAUCAAGAACUUCAAAAGCUGUUCAUGAAGCUUAUUUAAAUGAAAUGUUAUAUCCAGUUGAAGUUGCUGGUCAAAGAGUUCAUGUCACCUUAGCCAACAAGAAAAUUGCUAACUCUAAAACUGUCUUUGUUACUGUUGAUGAUGCUAAAUUAAAGAAUUCAGUUAAAGCUAAGCUUCCAAUUUACUCAGCUGUUUACAAGAACAUUACUGGUGAAAAGGUUAAAUUUGCAUUCCCAGUUGUUGCUUAAGGAAUGUAAUCAUCGAGGUUUUAGAAUACAAUUUUAGGUAUCUUUUUUGAUUUUAUUGUUUUGUUGUAUUAUUUUUUUAAUAAAUAAAGAAAUUCAAUAUAUGUUAAAAAGAGUUAAUGUUUUUAAAAGUUAUAAACUAAUUUAUUAC